AUGGCAUCCGAACUCCUCCUCACGCCCCUCCAAGAGCUCAAAGUCCUCCAACAUCAAAUCCCCGCCCACGGCCUCCUGAUCCCCAAUACCUCGCUGCAACGCAAACCCCUCCUGAUCUACAAAGCCGCUUUUCACACGCCGCCGCCGCCGCCACAAAACCCCACCACCACCACCACCACCACCACCACCAGCAGCAGCAUCGCUUCUGCCAUCGAAACCCACCUCUCCCGCAUCGGCAUCGUCGUCCCGCAGUGGCGAUUCACAAUGUACAGCACAUCACACUUCCACAGCACGACGCACGAAGUGCUCGCCGUGUGCCACGGGCGAGCGCGGUUAUGCUUCGGACACGAGGAGAACCCGGGCCGGGUGGAAAGUGUUUUGGAAAGGGGGGAUGUGAUUGUGAUUCCGGCGGGGGUGAGUCAUCGGUUGUUGGAGGAUUUGGACGGCGGGUUUGAGAUGGUGGGGAGUUAUCCCGAAGGUUCAGGUUGUCGUCGUUGGGAUAUGUGUUAUGGGAGGCCGGGGGAGGAAGGGCAGAUUGCGGGGAUUCGAGGGUUGGGGUGGUUUGAGCGGGAUCCGGUCUAUGGGGAUGAGGGGCCGGUGUUGGGGGUCUGA
This is a messenger RNA of Lecanosticta acicola, 612 nucleotides long. Lineage: Eukaryota; Fungi; Ascomycota; Dothideomycetes; Mycosphaerellales; Mycosphaerellaceae. The record is from the annotation of a GenBank genome assembly.